Molecule: messenger RNA, 1005 nt
Organism: Canis lupus familiaris (dog)
Lineage: Eukaryota; Metazoa; Chordata; Mammalia; Carnivora; Canidae
Gene: FOXE3
Product: forkhead box E3
Exons: 1
Biological process (GO): regulation of transcription by RNA polymerase II; cell differentiation; anatomical structure morphogenesis
Molecular function (GO): DNA-binding transcription factor activity, RNA polymerase II-specific; RNA polymerase II cis-regulatory region sequence-specific DNA binding
Source: RefSeq, a predicted model, not a curated record
GGGGACCGAGGGGGACCGAGGGGGACCGAGGCCGGGCGCAGCGCCAUGGAGCCGCCCGCCGCUUUCCCGGGCUUCCCGGCCCUGCCCUCGGUGGCGCCGUCGGGGCCGCCGCCGUCGCCGCUGGCCGGGGCCGAGCCGGGGCCGGAGCCCGCGGGCGCGGGGGCGGGGGCGGGCGCGGGGGCGGGCGCGGGGGCGGGCGCGGGGGCGCGCGGGGAGCCGGUGCCCGGCCCGGGGCGGCGGCGGCGGCGGCCCCUGCAGCGCGGGAAGCCGCCCUACUCGUACAUCGCGCUCAUCGCCAUGGCCCUGGCGCACGCCCCGGGCCGCCGCCUCACGCUGGCCGCCAUCUACCGCUUCAUCACCGAGCGCUUCGCCUUCUACCGCGACAGCCCGCGCAAGUGGCAGAACAGCAUCCGCCACAACCUGACGCUCAACGACUGCUUCGUCAAGGUCCCCCGCGAGCCGGGCAACCCGGGCAAGGGCAACUACUGGACGCUGGACCCCGCGGCCGCCGACAUGUUCGACAACGGCAGCUUCCUGCGGCGCCGCAAGCGCUUCAAGCGCGCCGACCCGCCCGCGCCCGCCGCCGGCCCGCCGCCCUGCCCCUGCCCCUGCCCCUGCGCGCCCCCGCCCGCGCCCCCGCUGCCCGCGCCCGCGCCCCCGCCCCCGCCCCCGCCCCCGCCCGCGCGCCUCUUCAGCGUCGACAGCCUGGUGAGCCUGCCGCCCGAGCUGGCGGGGCUGGGCGCCCCCGAGCCGCCCUGCUGCGCCGCGCCCGACGCCGCCUUCCCGCCCUGCGCGGCCGCCGCCUCCCCGCCGCUCUACCCGCCGGGCCCCGAGCGCCUGGGGCUGCCCGCGCCGCGCCCCGGCCCCGGCCACGGCCCCGGCCCGCUGCCUGCCGAGCCCCUGCUGGCGCUGGCCGGGCCCGCCGCCGCGCUCGGCCCGCUCGGCCCCGGGGACGCCUACCUGAGGCAGCCGGCCUACGCGCCCGGGCUCGAGCGCUACCUGUGA